UCCUUUCUCAUUCAUAUCACGUACAACAAACAUUUUAACAAUCCUCUGCUUCGUCUCCCAUGGCCAUCUCUGGUCUUUCCAAAGCUUUGCUCACCUGUGUUCUCAUGUCCCUUCUCGUAGUUCAUUUGGUUGGAGCUGAUGAUAAGGUGAACUCAAUUCAUGGCGUUGCGGCUCAUCCUGCUAAUAUACAAAGCAUUGAUUGUGGGGGAGCUUGUGCGUCGAGGUGCAAAUUAUCUUCAAGGCCACACCUUUGCAAGAGGGCAUGCGGCACGUGCUGUGCGCGUUGCAACUGCGUGCCGCCGGGCACUUCCGGCGGCUACGAAACCUGCCCUUGCUACGCCAGCAUGACCACUCACGGCGGUCGGAGAAAGUGUCCCUAAAUAAAGAAUUAUUCGAAGUUCUCUGCAUAUAUUAUUUGUGCAUGCAAAGUGUCUGCUACUUGAAUCAGGGUUAUGUUGGAGUUUGAUUAAUGAUUAUGAGUUUCAAGCGUGUUUGAAAUAUGAAAUUAAUGUAAAAUAAAGGGAAUCUGUGAAAACCAGAUUCUUGUGUCUCUGUCUCUUUUGUUUGUUUGGCCUAUUAUAUGAAUAUAAGAGGUAUGAAUUAUUUUGUACG
Molecule: messenger RNA, 612 nt
Organism: Cucurbita pepo subsp. pepo (vegetable marrow)
Lineage: Eukaryota; Viridiplantae; Streptophyta; Magnoliopsida; Cucurbitales; Cucurbitaceae
Product: snakin-2
Source: RefSeq, a predicted model, not a curated record